UUCAGACUUUUUGUGCCUUAAACCCUACCCAAAAUCUGCAAAAAUAAACUUGAUUCUCUUAAAGAUAAAUUUUAUAUUUAUAAAAAUAUAUACUACAGUUCUGACAGUUGAAUUAACCUAAAGUUUAUCGUUUUUGACGUUUAAGAAAAAUAAAGAAAGAAACUUUAUUUUGUUAAAAGAAGAAUAGUGUCAACAUUAUUUAUAGCUUUCUUGUGUAUGACUAAAUUGUUAUUUUUUAAUUAAAAUAAACACAUUAAGCUACCAUGGGUGACCAAUAUUCUUAUGGAGAUGAUGCAAGUGAUGGUAAUUUUUUUACAAAACAGACGGCAGUUGUUAAAAGAUUUUUACCUUCUCUCUUCAAUAUAAAAGUGCUUGGAGAACAAGGUUCUGAUCAUAGACACAGAGGUCCUGUACAAGAUUAUUUUCAAAUUCGAGAUGAAUGUUUAUCAAGGGGACAAUUAUUUGAGGAUCCAAUUUUCCCUGCCACUGAUUCAUCAAUAUAUUUUUCAAAAAGGCCUGAUAGAUAUAUUGAAUGGAGAAGGCCAAUGGAAAUAGCAGACAAUCCUCAAUUCUUUGUGGAAGGAUAUUCAAGGUUUGAUGUUCAGCAAGGAGAGUUGGGUGAUUGUUGGUUACUUGCUGCUGUUGCCAAUCUAGCUAUGCUUCCUCAUUUAUUUCAUCAAGUUGUACCAGAAGAACAGUCUUUUGAAGAAAACUACGCUGGAAUUUUCCACUUCAAAUUUUGGCAAUAUGGAAAAUGGGUAGAUGUUGUAAUUGACGACAAAUUACCAACUUACCACGGACAGCUUUUAUUUCUUCAAUCUCCAGAACCUAAUGAAUUUUGGAGUGCACUUCUUGAAAAAGCAUAUGCGAAAUUGCACGGCUCUUAUGAAUCUCUUAAAGGUGGUACCGCUGUAGAGGCCAUGGAAGAUUUUACAGGUGGUGUGACAGAAAUGUACGACAUGGAUAAAACUCCAUCAAAUUUAUUCAAUGUUUUAUUGAAGGCCUACGAAAGAAAUUCGUUAAUAGGUUGUUCAAUUGAGCCAGAUCCCAAUGUACUGGAAGCAAGAACACCACAAGGUUUAGUUAGGGGCCACGCUUACAGCAUCACAAGAAUUAAAAAUGUUCAUAUUGAAAUGCCCCAUAGAAGUGGUACAAUUCCAUUAUUAAGAAUUAGGAAUCCUUGGGGAAAUGAGACCGAAUGGAAUGGUCCUUGGAGUGAUGGUUCACCAGAAUGGAGAUUUAUCCCAGAGCAUGAGAAGGCUGAGUUAGGUUUGACAUUUGACAUAGAUGGAGAAUUUUGGAUGUCUUUCCAAGACUUUAAAACAUAUUUUACAAAUUUAGAAAUUUGCAACUUGAAUGCAGAUUCUCUUACAGAAGAUGAUUAUAAUGAAGGCAAGAAAAAAUGGGAAACAAGUGUGUUUGAAGGUGAAUGGGUACGCGGUGUUACUGCUGGUGGUUGCAGAAAUUAUCUUGAAACUUUUUGGCAUAAUCCUCAAUAUCGUAUUACUCUCGAAAGUCCUGAUGAAGGCGAUGAUAAAUGCACGGUCAUUAUUGCUUUGAUGCAAAAAAAUAGAAGAGCACAGAGAAGAAUGGGUGCUGAUUGUUUAACAAUUGGCUUUGCUGUUUAUCAUUUGGGAGACCCUGAUAGAUUACCGAAACCUUUGGAUAUCAAUUUCUUUAAAUAUACUAGGUCGACAGCAAGUACUCCUACUUUUAUUAAUUUACGAGAAGUCACUUGUAGAUUCAAAUUACCGCCAGGAGUUUAUUGUAUUGUUCCCAGUACUUUUGAUCCUAAUGAAGAAGGAGAAUUUUUACUAAGAAUAUUCUCAGAAAAUAAAAAUAAUUUGGAGGAGAAUGAUGAAGAAGUUGGUAUCGGUGAAGUAGAUGAUAGGGUACAUGAUCAACCACAACCAGAGAAAAAUGAGGAUAAAGUUAAAGAAUUCUUUAGAAAACUUGCUGGUGAUGACAUGGAAGUUGAUUGGAUGGAACUAAAAGAAAUUCUAGACUAUGCGAUGCGAAAAGACUUACCGCAAACUGUGCCUUCUCGAAGUGAAGCAAAUGAAACCUUUAUGGAAAACGGUUCAUUUAUCGACACAUUCAUCUCCCUGCUAUGUGGUAUUGUUUGCAAUAAUGAGCAAUACAAUAAACCAGUAGAAAUGCAUAAUCAAGGAUUUAGCAAAGACAUUUGCCGCAGUAUGGUAGCAAUGUUAGAUGUUGAUCACUCAGGAAAACUUGGAUUUGAGGAAUUUAAAUCAUUGUGGAAUGAUAUUAGAAACUGGAGAGCUGUAUUUCGCCUCUAUGAUAGAGAUGGUUCAGGGUAUCUAAGUGCAUUUGAAUUAAGACAAGCCUUAAAUAGUGCAGGCUACAGACUUAAUAAUCAUAUACUAAAUAUUUUAGUACACCGUUACGGUACUAAAGAAGGAAUGAUUUCUUUUGAUGAUUAUAUAAUGUGUGCAGUCCGAAUUAAAACUAUGAUUGAUUCUCCAGACCGAAAUUUAGAUUUUCUAGACCAAAAUCCCGAUUUUCCAGAUCAAUUCUCCUUCAACGAAUAUUAAUUUCUUAACAGCAGUUUAUAUUUCGUAGAUAUUUUUCGAGAAAAGGAUCCUGAUCAUAACAACUUCGCAACAUUUACAUUGGAAGAGUGGGCUGAAAAAACACUAUAUUCUUAAACGGCAAUAAAAAAUAAAAAACAUAAUUACAAUAAUUUCAUCGAAAAUGUACACUGAAUAUUUAUUUUAUUUAAAAUUUUGAAUUAUUAUAUUGUAUGAUUUACAAAGGGUGAUUUCAGAAAUAAUUUUGAGUCUAUUUAACCAAGACAAUUUAAUCAAGAUUUUUGAUUUAAGUAAACGUUCAAAUCUUACCUUAACUUGACAAGCUGGAAAAUUUUAAGUUAAUUAAUUUUUAAAAAUUAUUAUUAGGGAAAAUAAAAUAACUAAUAUUAUUUCAUUCAAGCUGUCAAGUUUUACUUCUAAUUGUAAAAAGUAUUCCAGUGACUUUCUUCGCAUAAAUAUAAUCCGUCUUCCUUAUUCUAUAAAAAUAAAAUAUUUAAAUAUGUAUACAUGUAAUAUAGGUAUGUCUCUCUACGUUUUGAAUCUAAAGUCAGGUAAAAGUUUCUAUCAAGCUUGCUCUAAUGCAAAAAAAAUAAAAUCAAAUCCUCUUAAUCUUACUAAUUCAGAAACUAAAACAUAAAUUAUAAAAAAUGUUGUUACAAAUGUCGCGAAAUGUUGUAUCUGUAAAGAUUUUGCGCAUUUUUUAUUAUAUUAUCUACUUAAUACAUAUAGUAUAUACCAUGACGCUAGACGGUGCUUUAAUAAUUAUAUAAUAUGUAUUUAUUAUUUUAAAUUAAUGAUA
Messenger RNA from Leptopilina boulardi, 3351 nucleotides. RefSeq names its product calpain-A (gene Calpb). Gene Ontology annotation, molecular function: calcium-dependent cysteine-type endopeptidase activity; calcium ion binding. The record is from RefSeq and is a predicted model, not a curated record. The transcript has 15 exons. Lineage: Eukaryota; Metazoa; Arthropoda; Insecta; Hymenoptera; Figitidae. Gene Ontology annotation, cellular component: cytoplasm. Gene Ontology annotation, biological process: proteolysis. The coding region runs from base 264 to 2555 and encodes 763 amino acids.